Messenger RNA from Alosa sapidissima (American shad), 2628 nucleotides. RefSeq names its product tectonic-3-like. The transcript is spliced from 14 exons. Gene Ontology annotation, biological process: smoothened signaling pathway; cilium assembly. NCBI's taxonomy places the organism in Eukaryota, Metazoa, Chordata, Actinopteri, Clupeiformes, Clupeidae. The record is from RefSeq and is a predicted model, not a curated record. The coding region runs from base 546 to 2282 and encodes 578 amino acids.
AUAGGUAACGGUGGUAAAAUGAAAGUCCAGUAUAUUUUCACUGUUACUGAGACAGUGCCCUAUUUUUUCAGAUUAGUCGAUAUACCAUAAGUAAUCUGACAGUACGAAAAUUGACAUGCAUUUUUGAUUUGGACUACGACAGCUGUCGUUAGUACUCCAUUAUGAUAGUGGUCGCUGUGAUAGGAUAGAACUACGUCGAUACGAAACCCGAGGAGAGAAACUUCUUCCAUAGCAACGUCAAGAUACAAGAGCAUCUCCUAGCGCAUGUUUCAGAGGUUGAGUUUUUUUUUUUUUUUUUUUAAGUUUUAGAUUUAAAGUUUUAGCUCUACACAAAGUCUCCAAGAAUUAGGUAACGUUAUUCGCUUUGCCAAUGAGAUGCAAUUUUCUCAAUGAAAGUUAGAUGAGCUUGGGGUGAUAAUCAUGCUUAUGAUUUUACGCCAUCGUUGUUUGCUAGCAUUAGCUCAACGUUAACUGUAAUCCUCCGCGGUUGGGUUGGGGGUUUAUUGUUUAUAUCGUGUAACACCUAUGUCAGCUAUGCACAUAAAAUGGUGCAUAAAAUCAUGUCUUGGAUUGUGCUGUCAGUGUCUGCGCUCAGCAUUAUUUCUACAGUGGCUUUUAACGACACUGUAAAUCAAACAGACUCGCCCUCAGGUGUCAAUAACACCAACGUUACCGAGGAACCUACAUCCUCAACGCCUACUCAAUCUGACUUUUUUGAAACGACAACAAUUGAGGAGGACCUCUUCACCGACACAAUAUUACCAAUCACGACUAAUGUUACAGACAGCACACCAACGGACAGAAACUUCACAGAUGCCAGCACUACAGAGAGCGUUAAAGUUACAGUUCCGACAGAAUGCUUAUGUGAUAUUACUCCAAACUUCUGCGAUAUUGGCUGCUGCUGUGACAAUUUGGAUUGCGAAAUAGAUGACUUGAGCUCAGUCUUCAAUGGUUGUGAAAAAGAAACAAGGCCACCAGGUGUGUGCAUCGAGAAAUGGUUGAUGUUCCGAGCAAACGUUGAUCCGGACCUCAUUACAGAGACUGAUUCAUUAUUCUGCGUGAGAGAAGAAGCAAAGACAACAGAGCAGCAAAGCCUCCCUGCUAUUUCAGAGCAACAGGACAAGGUGUUCCCUUCCUUCCUACAGCAAGAUGACACAACUACAGACUCUAUCAUCAAAGAUUUUUAUAAGGUUGAUGAUAUGAUACUUAUUCAGUACAAUCGUAUUUCUAUGCUGGGUACACUCAAACAGCCAUCACCUGGAGUAGCCUCAACCCUCUGUGUUGACCUCAACCCAGCCAGAUUCUUGCGCUCCACAUCACACUCUUGUUCUCGAGCCUUGAAUGCUCAGUCCUGCUCAAACGAUCCCAGACUGAAUGUGCACACUUACUUUAAAGACAUUAGCCUGCUCAGGGUGCCAAAUCCGCAAAACGUGGAUAUUUCAGACUUACUGAUCCCCGUAAUCCCUGUGGCCAUAUGGUCACAGCCCAGUGAACAAAAUGGCACCUGUUUGAAUGUUGUGUCUAAGGUCGAGUACAUUAUUGAGUUUUCACAUGCAGGGGAAAUCACAAGUGCAACACUACGUGCCAGCUUCCUGAAUUCAAGCCUGGAUGCACAAAUAUUACAGGAGUUUUCGGUCACAUUUCAGUUAGCCACUGCUGGCCCCACGCCUGCCCCUUUGCCAGCAAUGGGGCUGAUUGUUGGAAACCCAGUGACCGGUCGGUUUGGUGAAGAGGCCAAUUCUCUGACAACUCUGGCUCCAGCAGCAGCCUGCUCAGUUCCUCUAGGCGUGCGCGUGCCCAUCCGCUUCACAUACAACUCCAUCUCUGGCUGCUCCUUCAGGUCUGCCUCCCAAAACUGUAGUGAGCUGAGAUUAGACAUGUAUACAGUCUUGACUGGCAUGGCAACCCCUGACGUGGUGGCGAUGAGUUCAGGCCCCAAGCCAGAUUGGGCUGAGGUCAUCACUGAAGACUGCCUAGAGUCCCAAGCUGAGGGCUCAUGUGAGACUGGUUGUUAUGUCCCUCACUCCCUGUCCAUUCAGUUUCUCUGGGCCAAGAGAGGGCUGCUGUCUCUUCCACAGAAUUACAUCCUUGGGGGAAAGUACAAAUUUGGUUGUCAGAAAGUUAAGUGUCCCCUUGCUUACCCGUUAGCUGUCACCUCGGAGGUGACCUUCUCGGAGAUCACGGCAUACCCUGAGCCUCCCAGAGGAGUGCCUCAACCUCAGUGGAAGUUUCCAUACUCCUUUUUCUCCCGGGGACAAGAGGAGCUGGAUGGGGGUCUUUGAAGGAGGACACCGAAAUGUCACUAUCUCCCUCCAUCCAAAUGUUUACAUGUCCAGUCAGUUUCACAACCUACACUGUUUUGUUUAGUGUUAUAUGGGUUUCAUCCAAAACAAAGCUACCCAUGGUAUGAAUCAGGUUCUGAUCCUAUGUAUUAGGAUUUGUAAGAGUGUGUGACUGUAAAUAGUCAGGAUACUACUUCACACACAUCAAAAAAAGGAAGAAUUUGGUCAGUGUGUGUGUUCUGACAUGCAGCUUGUGGUUAUUUCAGGAAUUUUUAUUAUUAUAUUAUUAAUAUUAUUAUUAUUAAUAUUAAUAUUAAAUAAUGUUGAAAUAUAUGCUAAUGUGUAU